AGGCUGACGGGAAGACCCAGAGACUUGCUAUAGAAGUGAACUAAGGACUGUCUGAGCCCUGGAUAUUGGAGGUUAUCUGUAUUCCCCCAAACCCUGCUCCAGACUCAUUCCAAAUUUGGACUCAACUUCACGAUUAUUUUUAUUCCUGGUAAAGUUGUGGACAUCAUAGAAAUGCCUUUCCUGGACCUGAGCUUCUUCUCCAUGGGCAUGUGGUCUCUGGGGGCUGGAGCCCUGGGCGUUGCUGCUUUGAGCGUGUUCCUGGCCAACACUGAUCUCUUUCUGACCAAAUCAGUAGCGGCUACCCUGGAGUUUCUGGAAGAGAUAGAGCUGAAAACCCUGGAUGAUGAAUCCCCAAAGACUUUCAAAGCCCGAGAACUCUGGGAACACCAUGGGGCAGUGAUCAUGGCGGUACGAAGGCCAGGCUGUUUUUUGUGUCGAGAGGAGGCAGCCGGACUAUCUGCUCUCAAGCCACAGCUAGACCAGUUGGGCAUCCCACUCUAUGCCGUGGUGAAAGAAAAGAUUGGGUCAGAAGUGGAGAAUUUCCAGCCAUAUUUCAAAGGAAAGAUCUUUCUGGAUGAAAGGAAAAAAUUUUAUGGCCCCCAGAAGCGGAAGAUGAUGUUUAUGGGGUUCAUUCGUCUGGGUGUUUGGCAGAACUUUUUCCGGGCCUGGAAUAAGGGCUUCUCUGGUAACCUGGAUGGAGAAGGCAUUAUCCUUGGAGGUGUUUAUGUGAUUGGACCAGGCAAGCAGGGCAUUCUCCUAGAGCACCGAGAGAAAGAGUUUGGAGAUAAAGCCGACCCUGCCUCUGUUCUGGAAGCUGCCAAAAAGAUCAAGGCACACACUUCAACCUCAGAGGGAAAAUGAUCAAAUGUAAGGACUGACCUCGGAGAAAACUAGAAAGAUGAGACUGUGAUUACGUGACUUGGCCUUCACAAAUCCCACAGAGGACUUCCUUAUUUAUAUCUGCAUUACAUAGUUCUCCUAGGGAUUAAACCCUAUCUGGCCUCAUUCUUGGAUUCCAGGGUUUUUACUUUGGCUGAACAAUUAGGAUUCAAAACAAAAUCAAUUUUUAAAAUUUUUUUCUCUUAUUUUCUGUUCUUUCUCUUUCCUUCUUUCUUUUUCCUUCCUUCCUUCUUCUUUCUCCCCCUGCCCCCCUCCCUCACCCCGAGCAGGUUAGUCAAUGCUUUUUCACUGAGAAGUGAGAGAAAUGUGAGGUUUGGCUUUCUGGGCUGUUCAUCACAGCUCACCUCACUCACAUUUGUAGCACCUUGGAGGUUUGCAAAGUGCUUCCCUCUCAGUGCCCAUAUGAAACAAACUGGGCAAGUAUUUGACAGAGGAGGAGACAGAGGUGGAGGUUAAGUGACUUGCCCUGGAUCUAAUAGCCCCCCAAAAGAGUCAGGAGAGAAUGAAAACAGCACUAAAUUUGGCCUCGGGAGUCCUUGGUUUGAAUCCUGGUCUUGACAUCUAUUAGCUCUUUGGCAAGCCACUUACUGUCCGUGAAACUUAGUUUCCUCAUUUAUUUAUAAUAGUUAGUGAAGAUAAUAAUAGACGUGGCAUAAUGAAUAAAGUGCUGCAUUGCUAAUUAACAAA
This is a messenger RNA of Dromiciops gliroides (monito del monte), 1587 nucleotides long. RefSeq names its product peroxiredoxin like 2A (gene PRXL2A). The coding region runs from base 172 to 861 and encodes 229 amino acids. Lineage: Eukaryota; Metazoa; Chordata; Mammalia; Microbiotheria; Microbiotheriidae. The transcript is spliced from 7 exons. The record is from RefSeq and is a predicted model, not a curated record.